AUGAAUUCAAUAAUAAACUAUCUUAGUUUUGUUUUGAUCUUUCUUCUCAAUAGUUGCAAUUCGUGGUCAACGCCUAAAAUAACAUUGGAUGAAUUUUUUAACAACACCGAAUUUCUGUCAUUGACGCUUGCCCCCAAAAAUGAUCCAUGGAUUCUUAUUCAAACAAUCUAUCCCAGAUGGGAUCAAAAUAUCUAUGAAUACCAUCUUCAUCUUCAAUCGCUGAAUGGUACCAAUAGAAAGUUGAUAACUCGGCAUACGACAGAUUCAUCGAGGCCUCUCUGGCAAGAUGAUUGUAUUGCAUACAUUUUUGAAGAUCAAUCUAAGAAAGUCAAUGACGACGAGCAACAGCAUUUCAUUCAACUUUAUUCAACUCGAACUCAACAAAUAUUUUCUCUCGCACUUGGUAAAGAACCUAUUCAUGCAUUCACUUGGUCCAAUAAGAACACUAGCCUCUAUUUUGCUACACAAACUUCAUGGAGUAAAGAAUCAGAAAAUGAAUACAAAAACGAAUGGAACGAUGCAAUUGAAUAUCGAGAAAAAGAACGCGGUGAUACAAUCUUUCGUGUUAAUUUUGAAGAUUUUGCACAGAUUCGAAUCGAAGCUGUUACAAACGUUUCAUUACAAGUAGCUGAAUUGUUAUGCUCGCCAGACGGAAAAACUCUCGUCUUCUCUACUGUAUCAAGAUCACGACAGAUUGAAUCGAUAAAUGACUACGAAAUCUAUUCGUUUGACUUGAUCAACCAUCUAUCAUCUAGUCCAGUUCAACUAACAAAUAAUCAAGCAAUUGAACGGAAUUUGAAAUGGUUCAACGAUGAUUCUAUCCUAUUCACAGUUACUGGUGAAGGAUCUAUCGAAGGUGAAUAUCAUGAUACUCAAGGACGGCUCUAUUCAAUCAGUCUCGUCAAUCGCCGAAUCCAUCGUUGGGCUGACCAAUUUACAGGUUCAGUAAAGGGUUUCGCUUUACUAGACCACGGGCAUCGAGGUGUAAUUAUACUUGGUCAAUUGAAUACCGAGAUUCAAAUUUACACUCAAUUGUCACCAACCAGCCCAUUGAUAAAACAAAUAGGAUGGAAUGGGAGCUAUGAAAAGCUGGUCACUAGUUCUACAAAUAACAUAUCUAUGAUUGCUUUUAUUCACUCAUCAUUUGAUACACCACAAGAGGUGUAUUUCGUUGAUGUUAUUGAGCAUCUUAGCAUUGCUAACAUAGUAACAAAUGAAAAUAUAAUAUUUACGAAAAGAAAUCUACCGAAGGGUAAAUCGUAUCAAUGGAUGAAUGAAGAAGAUGGUACUGAAAUCGAAGGUGUUCUACUCUAUCCACCAGAUAAAUUUGAGCAGAAAAAUUUGCCAUUAUUAGUGCUUAUUCACGGUGGACCUUAUAGUGCAAGUUUGAACGCUUUUCGUGCAGACUGGUAUACUUGUGCUAUGAUGCUAGCCACGGAGGGUUGGCUUGUAUUGCAGCCUAACUAUCGAGGUUCGACAGGUUAUGGCGAUCAGUUUCUGCAUGAUGUUAUACAUGAAUUCCUUUCUCGACCGGGCAAAGAUAUUCUAUUUGGCGUAGAUGCAUUAAUAAAAGAUGGAAUUGCAGAUCCUAAAAAACUCGCCAUUAACGGUUAUAGUUACGGUGGAUAUUUAACAAAUUGGUUAAUCACACAAACAACUCGUUUUAACGCUGCUAUUACUGGUGCUGGUGGAGUAGAAAAUGUGGUUGAUUGGGGCACCAACGAUAUGCCAUUGAGUAAUUUUUACUUCUUAGGUGGUUUUCCAUGGCAAAUUCCUAGCCGCUAUCAAGAAGAAGCUGCUAUAUUUCAAUUGAACAAAGUUCGGACACCAACACAUAUUAUUACUGGUGGCAAUGAUAUUCGAGUUCCAGUUGCACAUAGUUAUCUAUUAGAGCGAGCACUUCGUUCACUUGAUAUUCCGCACAAGUUGAUCAUCUUCCCGAAUGAAGGUCAUGAUAUUGGUAUAAAUCCAUGGCAUGGGAAAAUCAAAAUUCGAGAAGAAUUGAAAUGGUUACACAAAUACGGUUCUAGUUGCGUAUCGGCAUGCGAAGAAACGUUGAUUUCAGUUGGUAAUAGCUGA
Messenger RNA from Rotaria socialis, 2079 nucleotides. Lineage: Eukaryota; Metazoa; Rotifera; Eurotatoria; Philodinida; Philodinidae. The record is from the annotation of a GenBank genome assembly.